AUGGCAGGAAAGUUGAAGAUAAGUCACGAGGACAAGACUCUCAGAGAUGGCUACAGCGAUAAAGCAGUAAAGGCUGGCAUCGUAUCAGCCAAGGAGGAAGUCGUCGUGUCUCUAGGAGACCGUAUGCUUAAGGCUAAUACCAUGCCAAUCAAGAAGGAAGUUAUUGUUCCUCUUUGGGACCACGGGUCCAGGCAGGCAUUAUUCCGGUAA
Molecule: messenger RNA, 210 nt
Organism: Colletotrichum orchidophilum
Lineage: Eukaryota; Fungi; Ascomycota; Sordariomycetes; Glomerellales; Glomerellaceae
Exons: 2
Coding region: 1-210 (69 amino acids)
Source: RefSeq, a predicted model, not a curated record